GCGCGGGCCCCAUAGCUUUGCACCUUGCAGGCGGGCGGCUGCCGGGCGCCCCGGCGCAGCGACUCCCACAGGACGGCACAGUCUAGUUUCCGCAAACGUUCCUCUCCCUGCGGCCUUUGAGGCGGAUUGCUGGGGCCAAUGUCUUCUUCGAAACGUGUUGAUUGAUGCGUGUUUUCCCUCUUUUGCCGUGUUUUCCCCUCUUUAGGACAAGGGACAUAAACCUAGCCAGGUGACACUCCUGGGAGAUCAUGACCAAAAAAAGAGUCGCCGUGAUUGGGGCAGGAGCGAGCGGGCUGUCUUCCAUCAAGUGCUGCUUGGAUGAGGGCUUGGAGCCUGUCUGCUUUGAGAGGACCAAUGACAUCGGAGGGCUCUGGAGGUUCCAGGAAAAUCCCGAGGAAGGCCGGGCCAGCAUCUACAAAUCUGUGAUCAUCAACACCUCCAAGGAGAUGAUGUGCUUCAGUGACUACCCCAUUCCAGAUCAUUUUCCCAACUUCAUGCACAACUCCCAGGUCCUGGAGUAUUUCAGGAUGUAUGCCAAAGAAUUUGACCUUCUGAAGCAUAUUCAGUUCAAGACCACUGUGUGCAGUGUAAAGAAACGGCCUGAUUUUUCCACUUCCGGUCAGUGGGAGGUGGUGACUGAGUGUGAAGGGAAAGAGGAGAUGACUGUCUUCGAUGGAGUCUUGGUUUGCAGCGGCCAUCACACCACCGCUCACCUGCCUCUGGACACCUUUCCUGGGAUUGAGAAGUUCAAAGGACAGUACAUGCACAGCCGAGACUAUAAGAACCCAGAGAUGUUCAAAGGAAAGAGAGUCAUUGUCAUUGGCAUUGGGAAUUCUGGAGGGGACCUGGCUGUGGAGACCAGCCACACAGCCAAGCAGGUUUUCCUCAGUACCAGGAGAGGGUCUUGGAUCAUGAAUCGUGUAGGGGACCGUGGAUAUCCUAUUGAUAUAUUGCUCUCUUCUCGACUUGCCCAAUUUUUGAAGAGGAUUUGUGGUGAAAAUUUAUCAAAUUCAUUUCUGGAGAGAAAGUUGAACCAAAGGUUUGAUCACACAAUGUUUGGUCUGAAGCCUAAACACAGAGCUUUCAGUCAACAUCCAACAGUAAAUGAUGACCUGCCAAACCGCAUCAUUUCUGGCUCUGUCAAGAUAAAAGGGAACGUGAAGGAAUUCACCGAAACAGCUGCCAUAUUUGAGGAUGGCUCCAGGGAGGAUGACAUUGAUGCUGUUAUUUUUGCUACAGGCUAUAGUUUUUCCUUUCCUUUUCUUGAAGACUCUGUUAAAGUGGUCAAAAACAAGGUGUCUCUUUAUAAGAAGGUCUUCCCCCCUAACCUGGAAAGGCCAACUCUUGCAAUCAUAGGCUUGAUCCAGCCCUUGGGAGCCAUUAUGCCUAUUUCAGAGCUGCAAGCACGUUGGGCCACUCAAGUGUUUAAAGGGCUAAAGACAUUACCUUCACAAAGCGAAAUGAUGGCAGACAUAACUGAGACUCAAGAGAAAAUGGCAAAAAGGUAUGUGGAGAGCCCACGCCAUACCAUUCAGGGAGACUACGUAGACACCAUGGAAGAACUUGCUGAUUGUUUGGGGGUCAGGCCAAAUCUGCUCUCUCUGGCCUUCACUGACCCCAAGCUGGCGUUAAAAUUGCUUGUGGGACCCUGUACGCCAAUCCACUAUCGUUUGCAGGGUCCUGGAAAAUGGGCUGGGGCUCGAAAAGCUAUCCUCACCAUUGAGGAUCGUAUCAGGAAGCCUUUGAUGACAAGAGCAGUUGAAAGAAGUGAUUCCACAACUUCAACAAUGACAGUGGGCAAGUUGGUGCUAGCUGUUGCUUUCUUUGCUAUUAUUUUGGGUUAUUUUUAACCAUUACUUGUCAUUGCACCAGUUUUCUUGAGAAGCUAACACAGAGAUGCCUUCAGAAUUUGACACGAUCAAAGACCUUCCUGUUUCAAAUUGCCAGAAUUCUGCUUGUAUUUCUCUUUGGAAAGCAUUAUCCCUCUCUUCAUUUUCCUUCAACUUUCUAGGUUCUCAAAUCAUGCUAAUAAUAAGGCAUCUGCAAAUUGGGUCAAAUUGGUUGAAAAUUCAGAUUUUUUACAGUGGCUAUCUUAUCUUUUCUGAUCUGUCAGUUCCCAUAUCUGAGAAUCCAACAAAACUUUAUCUUAGGAAACAGGAGAACUAGCUGCUAAUGGUUGUAGUAGUGUGAUCUACAAAAGUGACUUAUCUCCCCUAGCUCCAAUUUCCUCUCCUUUUUCUCCAUGGAGUUUAAUUAAUAAGUAGCAGAAGAGAUCAUUUAUGUGUUAAAUUAGACUUGAGAUUAACUAAAUGUGGAAGUAGUCUGCUUAAGCCAGCUGUCCUUGGUCACACUACGGAGUACUGAGAAACAGAACAAAUGAAGUGGAAAGCA
Molecule: messenger RNA, 2391 nt
Organism: Ochotona princeps (American pika)
Lineage: Eukaryota; Metazoa; Chordata; Mammalia; Lagomorpha; Ochotonidae
Gene: FMO5
Product: flavin containing dimethylaniline monoxygenase 5
Exons: 8
Coding region: 249-1850 (533 amino acids)
Molecular function (GO): flavin adenine dinucleotide binding; N,N-dimethylaniline monooxygenase activity; NADP binding
Source: RefSeq, a predicted model, not a curated record